Morchella importuna is the source of this 570-nucleotide messenger RNA. RefSeq lists its product as uncharacterized. The coding region runs from base 1 to 570 and encodes 189 amino acids. NCBI's taxonomy places the organism in Eukaryota, Fungi, Ascomycota, Pezizomycetes, Pezizales, Morchellaceae. The transcript has a single exon. The record is from RefSeq and is a predicted model, not a curated record. Gene Ontology annotation, biological process: regulation of DNA-templated transcription. Gene Ontology annotation, molecular function: DNA-binding transcription factor activity.
AUGUCCUUGAACACGGCUCAUGGGGCCAUCCAAAUACCUAUAGACACAACGGCGGCGUCAAAAAGCGCCGAUGAGAAGCGUAAACGAAAUGCUGGCGCUUCCGCAAGAUUUCGUCAACGUAGAAAGGAACGUGAACGUGAAAUGUCGACCAGAAUCAGCGAUUUAGAGCAGCGCGUCAAGAAAGUAGAGGAGGAACGGGACUACUAUCGAGACCUGGCGUUGAGGUUGCAACGGGGUGGUGGACGACCACAACAGGGGCAACCACAAUCCUUGUCACCAUCGCGGAUUGGAAUGGCAAUGGGACCCGGUGACAGCGGAUUUGGCGGGUUCAGACCGAGCGAAAUUUCGCGUCCAAGUUCCAGCAUGCGGGAUUUUGGGUCACCAAUGACUGGUAUUGAAGUGAGCGGUGACCAUGGGCAAGGUAGCAGGAGUGGUCAUCCAGGACAUCCGGGGACACCGAGGAUGAGACAACCAAUGGACAGCGGUGCUGGUAGUGCAUUGAAACGAGAGACUGAAAUGUAUGACCGGGAACAUCACGGGGCUGGGGGUAGUGAUCAGCGACAUCACUAG